This is a messenger RNA of Pundamilia nyererei, 2633 nucleotides long. RefSeq names its product relaxin family peptide receptor 1 (gene rxfp1). The transcript is spliced from 18 exons. Gene Ontology annotation, biological process: hormone-mediated signaling pathway; adenylate cyclase-activating G protein-coupled receptor signaling pathway; activation of adenylate cyclase activity. NCBI's taxonomy places the organism in Eukaryota, Metazoa, Chordata, Actinopteri, Cichliformes, Cichlidae. Bases 276 to 2633 code for a protein of 785 amino acids. Gene Ontology annotation, cellular component: plasma membrane. Gene Ontology annotation, molecular function: protein binding; G protein-coupled peptide receptor activity. The record is from RefSeq and is a predicted model, not a curated record.
ACCCCUCUGCUAGUGGAGAUGGCUGCAGACCUAGUCGACUUUGCGAAGUGGCAACGGGUUCUUCUCUAGCUGCAUCUGCACCGCACGCGUUUGACAGUACCUCGGUCCACGCGUUUAUUACGUAACAGGAACGCAAGGGCAAACUUUUGGUGACAUUUUUACGCACAGAUUCCCAGUUUGCACGAGUAGACGACCAUUGCGUUGUUCUCUUACUACUUCAACCGCGCGAUAUUCAGCAAAAGAAAAAAGAAAAAAGAAAAAACCAAAGCGCCACGAUGCAAUUUUAUAUAGCUGUGGUAUUCGCUUACGGAGUGUGGGCACUCAAUAUGACAGAGGAGAGGAGGACUUGCCCACUAGGAUAUUUCCCCUGUGGGAACCUGACCUUUUGUCUCCCUCAGCUCAUGCACUGCAACGGUAUCGAUGACUGUGGAAAUCAAGCAGAUGAGGAGAACUGUGGAGAUAAUAAUGGAUGGCCCCAUCUUUUUGACAAGUAUUUUGGAAUGCCGAGUCAUAACGCCAGGACCAAGUCCAAUGUAUGCUUGCUUGGUGUGGUUCCUGAGCUCUGCCUGUGCCGGGACCUGGAGCUUGACUGUGACGGGGCUCAUCUUCAAGAUAUCCCAGUGGUAGCAAUGAAUGUCACUAUGAUGUCCCUACAAAGGAAUGGGCUUCAGAAACUUAGAGCGAACAUAUUCUUUAAGUACCAGAGCCUGCAGAAACUAUAUCUCCAGCACAACAAGAUUCAAGAUGUGAGUCCUGAUGCAUUUAGAGGGCUGUAUAACCUGACAAGACUAUAUCUGAGCAACAACAGGAUAUCGGUUUUAAUGCCUUGGGUGUUCAGGGAUCUGCACAAACUGGAGUGGUUGAUUCUUGAAAAUAACAACAUCCAUCAAAUAUCCCCCACGACCUUUUCAGGACUGAACUCCCUUGUUCUAUUGGUUUUGCUGAACAACUCUUUGACAAAGCUGGAUGACAUCUGUCGAGAAAUGCCCAGAUUAAAUUGGUUGGACCUGGAAGGAAAUCUCAUUGAAGUGAUUGGCAAUGCCUCAUUCAGCUCAUGCACCAUGCUGACAGUUCUGGUUCUGCAGCGAAAUAGGAUCAGCUACGUACAUGAACAGGCUUUCUCAGUCCUGCAAAAGCUUGGAGAAUUGGAUCUAUCCAGAAACAGACUGGCAGGAAUCCCUCCGAAUCUCUUUGUCUUACUUGAGGAUUUGCUCCAGCUAAAUAUAUCGUACAAUCCCAUCAUGGAGCUGCAAGUUGACCACUUUGAUAAGUUACAUAAGUUAAAAUCAUUGAGCAUAGAAGGAAUAGAAAUUGGAAACAUUCAGCGAAGGAUGUUUGAACCUCUCAAAUACUUGACUCAUAUCUACUUCAAGAAAUUCCAGUACUGUGGCUAUGCUCCUCAUGUGCGUAGUUGUAAGCCCAACACUGAUGGAAUCUCAUCCUUUGAGAACCUACUGGCCAAUAUUGUGCUGAGGGUCUUCGUCUGGGUUGUGUCUGCUACCACCUGCUUCGGCAAUAUCUUCGUCAUCUGCAUGCGGUCGUACAUUCGCUCAGAGAACAAACUACAUGCCAUGUGCAUCAUCUCCCUCUGCUGUGCAGAUGGGUUGAUGGGCAUCUACCUCUUCAUGAUCGGUGCAUAUGACCUAAAGUUUCGAGGCGAGUACAACCGGCAUGCCCAGGCGUGGAUGGAUAGCAGCCAGUGUCAGGUCAUUGGCUCUUUGGCCAUGCUGUCCACUGAAGUAUCUGUCCUGCUCCUCACAUAUCUAACGCUGGAGAAAUACAUCUGCAUAGUCUACCCUUUCCAGUACUUGACUCCUGGCUGGCGACGAACUGUCACCAUCCUUCUUGGGAUAUGGGUGUUUGGUUUUAUUAUUGCCUUCCUCCCAUUAGUUUGCAAGGGGCUGUUUCGCAACUUUUACGGGACCAAUGGUGUCUGCUUUCCACUGCACUCUGAACAACCAGAGACUCUAUGGGCUCACGUUUACUCCGUCGUUAUUUUCCUGGGUCUUAACCUGGUGGCAUUCCUCAUCAUUGUCCUCUCCUAUGCAAGUAUGUUUUAUAACAUCCAGAGAACAGGCACUCAGACCACUAAAUAUAGCAACCACAUCAAAAAAGAGGUGACCAUUGCCAAAAGAUUCUUCUCUAUCGUCAUUACUGACUCCCUCUGCUGGAUCCCCAUUUUCAUCCUCAAGAUCCUCUCGCUGCUGCAGGUGGAGAUUCCCGGUACCAUCAGCUCCUGGGUGGUCAUAUUUAUUCUCCCCAUCAACAGCGCACUUAACCCCAUCCUUUACACACUAACAACACGGCCUUUCAAAGAGACUAUUGUGCAGGUGUGGGCUAACUACAGACAGAGGAGGCCCCUCCUUAGCAGACACCCAGCUCAUCAUCCAUCGCUCACUUGGCAGGAAAUGUGGCCCCUGCAGGAAAACAGCCAUAGUGUCAGCGUGGGGCAGGAAUUUGAAGCAAAUGGCACAAAGCCCAAGCUCACGCCUGUGGAAAAUACUAAUGAGGGGUACAAUGACAUUAAAGCAUCAAGCAGAAAGCAGGAAACACAACAUACAGUGCUGUCAGUAUGUUCUAAGACUGAAACACCACCACAUACACACAUUCACACAGGCACACAAACAAAUUAA